This is a messenger RNA of Symphalangus syndactylus (siamang), 890 nucleotides long. RefSeq names its product zinc finger protein 506-like. Lineage: Eukaryota; Metazoa; Chordata; Mammalia; Primates; Hylobatidae. The record is from RefSeq and is a predicted model, not a curated record. Gene Ontology annotation, biological process: regulation of DNA-templated transcription.
ACAAGAGAUUACAGAAUAUACAUAUUCUGUAAUAUAUAUAAAUCUGGAGUGGUCAAAAAUGACAAAUUUUAUUUAUUUAUAAAGUUAUAUUAAAAUUAGCUUUAGUAUAGAUAAUACACUAUUACCAAAAUAAAAGUUGAUUUUCUCUUGAACAAAAAUUGUAGGUAUUAUUAAUACGACAGCAAAAUACUUCUGUUCACCUUUUGAAUACAUUCAAAAAGAGAGAGAGUGAAAAAGAGAAUUUGGGGCCUGGCUCAGCUCAGGGAGGAAGCCCUGCCUGAAAAGUCUGCAGCUUAGGCUGUUCUUUCCUCACUCAGCCCAGCAUCUCAUCUCAUCUUCUGUCACUCAGGGCCUGAGGGGGCGGGGCCUUAAGCAUUAUCCAGUCGAGGACAUUGGGCUGGAAACCGUCCAAUCAGGCAUGCAGCUGGAGCAAACAGAACGGCUUCGGGUUUGGCGGGGCCUUUGUCUCUCCCUGCAGCCAGCCGGAGCUCAGGGUCUAGUCUUCACUGCUCUGUGUCCUCUACUCCUAGAGGCCCAGCUUCUGUGGCCCUGUGACCUGCAGUAUUGAAAGAUCCACAGCUAAGACUCCGGGACCCCCUGGAAGCCUAGAAAUGGGACCACUGCAAUUUAGAGAUGUGGUCAUAGAAUUCUCUCUGGAGGAGUGGCAUUGCCGGGACACUGCACAGCAGAAUUUUUAUAUGGAUGUGAUGUUAGAGAACUACAGAAACCUGGUCUUCUUAGGUAUUGUUGUCUCUAAGCCAGACCUGAUCACCUGUCUGGAGGAAGGAAAAAAACCUUUCACUGUGAAGAGACAUGAGAUGAUUGCCAAACCCCCAGCUAAUUUUCUUCAAGUUUACACUGAAAGUCAAAGUCCUCUUAAUGGCAUAUAA